This is a messenger RNA of Planococcus citri (citrus mealybug), 5557 nucleotides long. RefSeq lists its product as uncharacterized. The transcript has 2 exons. Bases 106 to 1752 code for a protein of 548 amino acids. The record is from RefSeq and is a predicted model, not a curated record. NCBI's taxonomy places the organism in Eukaryota, Metazoa, Arthropoda, Insecta, Hemiptera, Pseudococcidae.
AACACGCACAUAGAACUCCAUUCGCCCUUCUCAUUUCUUUUUUGCUCUUUCGAUACGAGUAGAUAAUGUUUUAAAAACCGUGUGAUUUUGUCAGUUCCUCGUGUAAUGCUCUUGGGAAAGAUUGCACUCCUAUUUUUCAGUUAUACUCGUAUAGCCAUUUGCAACUCCAAUGCUGUGCCCAAGCUCCCUUACGACUUCCAUCAAUUAACCUCAAAGUCCUACUACGUCGAUAAGAGCGAACUCUUGUAUACCUUCUUCAGCGAACGCGAAGACUGGAUGCGAUGCGGCGUACAAUUCUGGUACUACAUCAGUUGUCCUCGAGGUUUCGGGAAAACCACCAAUCUACAAAUGAUUCGAAAUUUCGCCGAAAUCCAGGUCGAUUUCAUGGGUAAUCGAAUCCCUAAACAGAACACCACAGCUUACUCUAUUUUCAAGAAUAUGAAAAUCGCCAAGAUCCCCAGAUUCAUCGAAGCUCACUUGGCCGAGUACCCGGUAAUCUAUUUAGAUUUCAAUUUCACUCCUGAAGAUCUCGUUAAUGAGACAACCUGCGUGGAUGCUUUGUUCAAAAAAAUUCAACAAUGUUAUCAGCAAUACGAUUGGUUGAAACCGAGUGUUAGGAAUUUGACAUUGGGAACGAUUAUGCAUAAAAUCCUUCACGACCAAUACGACAGGAAUAUUGUACGUAGAAGUAUCCACGAUUUAUCCGCCAUCUUGCACGAGUAUUUCGCCAAAGAAGUCGUCCUGCUAAUAGAUGAUUUCGAUAGCGCUGCCAGAAUGGCGAUGAAAACGUCUCGAGUCGAUGUGAAAAUUUUAUACUUUCUAAUUCACGAGGUUCUCGAUAAAGCUCAUCACUUCACGAGCUUCGUUCAUCACGCUAUUAUCACCGGAGUAACCGGAUUGAAUUUCAAAUCGAUCGUGUACGAUCAUCGAAUCGUCGAAAGAUGCGCCUUUCUGGACGAUCAUCGUUUCAGCGUUCAUUUUGGUUUCGACGAUCACGAAGUCGGUGUCAUUUUGGAUAAAUACAAUUGCAGCGAAAUCGAAAGAAACAAUUUGACGAAUUAUUACAAAGGGUACAAAGUCUUAGGACUGGAUCGAAGAAUCUAUAAUCCUUUAUCAAUCAGUCAAUAUUUCAUCUCGAAAGAACAAAAUGUGUCUGAGAACGAGCUCUUGAAAGGAUACUGGAUCGUUGACGAAGAAUUAGACUUUAUAUUGAAUUUCUCCACGGGCCAAGAUUCUUUAUUCCGGCGCAAGAUAUGGGGGUUGGUUAAUUGGGGUGCUUUCAGAGCAAGCUGGCCGAUAAAGGAAUACCCUCCGAGAAUGCUGCACCGAUUUAUCAAGCUGAGAGAUUCCCAUUACCAAGAUAUAGAGGAAGAUGAUCCGAAAGGAUUCCUGGCGUAUUUCUUCGAACGAGGUUUCCUCAGCCAUGCUGAGGGUCGGAAUGUCUUUGAGUUACCUAAUAUGGAGAUUAAACGAGAAUUUAUGAACAGGUUCCAAAAUGAUACGUUCAUCAACACCAUGCCUUAUGAGCCAGAUCUUGUUAGAAAAGUUAGAUCUGUGAUUGAAUCUGACGAGUCAUCAGCACUGGGUUCUGGAGACGACUACGAAUUGUACGAUGAUGAAGAAGAAAGCGAGCAUCGAGAAGAAGAAAGACAUUUAGAUGUUAGAAUAACAAAAAAACAAUACGAGGAAAUAACCCGCCGACGUAAAAAAAUCGCUAGAGCGUUCACAACUCCUUGGAGUAGGAGAGGAUGAAAGAUGCCACCGAGAAUUCAAUUCUUUUUCGUUGAGUUUCUUCUGAAAGAAAUAUCUAACUAAUGCUGUGCGAUUGAUUUGAUUCAAUUUGGCGAUAAUUUGUGUUUUAUGGCGCUCCCUCCCACCAAUCGAAGUUAUUCCCAAGUUGAAAAAAAAACUAAGAAUGUAAUGAAUAAUUUCUCAUCUAAAAUUUUGUACAGACAAUAAAUGCAACAAGAUAUUAAGAACUUUGUCUUUGCCCUCUCUCCGAACUUGACCUCUCGAAUCGAUUGCCACGAUUUUCAGGUCGAUCUGGAGCCUCUAGCAAAAGUUGGCUUUCCACCAGCUAUUUCGAAUUGAGUCAGAGAGGCAGUUGAAAAUUCAAUUCUGUCAUAAGUUCAUCCUUCUGAAUCGAUAAAGGCAGAUGAAUCAUAAAUAAUCUGAGGUGACAAGUCAAAAAAAUCUAUUAUUGACAAUUUUGCCACAAAUUACUCAAAAAUUCUUCUUUUUCUCUUAAAAUUGAUCCCCUGAAUCGAUUGUAACCAUUUUUGGAUCGGUUGAAACCUCCAGCAAAAUUCGACUUUUUCCAGUACCUAAUUUUAAUCACCUCCGAAGGUGUCAUAAUAAACUUCGGACUUUGGUAACCGAAACUUUAAUUCUGUGAUCAGUUCAGCCUUCUGAAUAGCGAUGCUUAAGGCCAGUUGAAUCACAAAUCCGAAAUGAGUAGGUAGUUGAAAAGUGUUGAUAUUAUUUUUUAAAAAGUUGAAAAUACUCAAGUUGAAAAAAAAAACUCCAAUAUCAUCACUUUGGCAGCAAAUUUUUCAAAACUUCGUCUACUCCCUAAAAUCGACCCCCCCCCCCGUCCAGCAUUUCCUCGAAUCAAUUACAACCAUUUUCGGACCAAUCUGAAGCUUCCAGCAACUUGACUUUUUUCCAUUGUUUUCAAAUCACUUGAGAAGGUAUUUUAUUCCACUUCAGCAGCGGAAAAUUUAAUCAUGUCAUAAGUUUGACCUUCUGAAUCGAAAAUCCAAGGAGAGGAGUUGAAAAGCGUAGGUAUUUUUUUACGAGAUGAGAAAUCUGAAAAAAAAUUCAAAAUGGUCAGCUACCCCAUAAAGUCGAUCAACCCCCUGCGUUUUCUUUUUCCUUGGAGUGGAAUAGACAUUACUGCUGCUGUUUUAACCCUUUGUUUCCAUGCUUGUCACUUUUAUUUAAUAGGUACCAUGUUCUUCUUCCAACUUGUCUUCCUUUUGUUUUUCCAGUUCUUCUCCGAAUUAUUUCUUUUGCACAGUUUUUGAUUUGAUUUUUGCGCGAUGUCAGGUUGUUGGUAUCGUUCUUUGCUCUUCUUCUGGCUCUUAGUGACUAUCUAGCAUUUUGCAGCCAACAGCUUUUGGUCAGAGUUACAGUCAGCACCAGGAUAUGUAUGACAGUUAUUCACUGUGUUCUUGAAUCUUUCUUUUACAAGCAUAUAUAGUCUAUCUGGUUUCUGACUUGAUCUCCAGGACUGACCCACAAGUCACAAGUAUACCUCAUUGCGUGAAAAUCUGCCAAUGAUACCCGACAAAAAAACGCAACAGGAAUUGCAACACUUUCCGCCAAUACUUUUCUGCUCAUUAAUCAGCGCGUAUAUUUUUUACGUAAUAAAUUCUGCCAAUGUCCAAUAUUCAUGAAAUUUUUUAUGGUUCUGCCAGGGAUCGAACCCCGGCGCCAGAGUUAAAGAGCAACUUUUCUACUUACCUGACCACUGGGACAAGUGAUGGACUGAAUGCAAAUAUUUCUAUACUAUGCUAAAACAUUUGCGUAAAAUACAGCAUUUACACAAUCAUGUUAUUUAGCAAAUAUGUGAGGGCGCAUAUGGAAAGGGACCUAACGACCAAAAGACAUAAAAUUUCACAAGAGGAGGGUUUAAAGUUUUGCGUUAGGUAUUUCCCUUGUUUUAAGGUACGAUUACAUAUGGAUGGGUAUUCCGACUUCGAAGGUCCUAUACAUUAUCACACAUUCACACACACCCUCCAACGAUCUGUACUGGCCAAAUUAGGCACUACAAAGUUGAUAAAGUGAGCAAUUCUGUUGAUAUUAUCAAAAAUUUUAGGGUAUUAGUUUUGAUAAAAAUCAUUUGCUGCUGAUUGUGGCAGUGUUUUUCAGUUCAACUUGUGUUUUUUAUAUAGUUUCACAUUAAAGUUAGUUAUAUAUUGUUAAAAAAUACAUUUUGUAAAUCGAUACCGGUGGCUAGGUGUAUGUACCUUGCCGAAAGUCUUCGAUUCGAGUUCUGUCUGCUAUCGGAAACUUUUUUAAAUGAUUUUUUCCACUCAUAUCUUAUUAAAGUCACGAGUUUUUGUAAAAUUUUCAUUUUUUACGCGUUUUUACAACUAUUUUCAAAUUUUUUGCGUCAUUUUUCAACUUUUAUGAAUGAUAAAUGUAUGCAUGAUUCGCUUAAAAGUAAAAAAAAAAUCAACGAAAUUGUUUGCCAAAAAUUCAAAGAAAAUAUAGGUAUUGUAAUUUUAUGACAUGUGACGUCAUACUUUUUACGAUCGUCGCAUAUAUUCUCCAGCUUUGUGGUGACAAGGUUAAGUUAGUUAGUUUUUUAGUCUUAUGUUAGUCGUUGUCUUGAUCUUUGCACUGUACUGUUCAGUAAAAAAUAAAGAGUAUUGUAAUGUAAUUCGUGUUCGCGUAUUUUUUCACAGAAUUUACAAAAAAUUAAAUGUUGCUACAAACAGAAAUAAUAAAAAUUGGGGCCUAUGGAGGGUUCUACUCGAUUUUUAAAGAGUCCCUACAAAAAUUUGGCGAAGAAAUAAAAAAUUGAUUUUUUGGUCAUAAGGUCCCUUUUCCAUAUGCGCCCUCACAUAUGUGAAAGAAUAUGCCAAAAAGCAGGUUAGUGGCAUAUUUUGUUUUUGUAGGUAGUUAAUUUCUUCCAGCGUGAAGAAACACGCCACAUAAUUUGAAAGUGCUGUGGCCUUAUGCGAGAAAAAUAAGCUGCACAAAAUAUUCACAUAGCGUAUUUUUUUUUUUUUUUUGGUGCACCAAUCCGCCUUCUGAACAGCACUUUUUCAUGCGUAUAUUCAGAAUAUGUCAAUAAACCAGCUGGUUUUGGAGUCUUUCUCAGUGUAUGGGCACGUUUCCCCCAAUGGGGUAAUUGUCUUGUAUGCUGUUUGAACCAGGUAUUGCAUAUUACUAGAUCGUGUCUUUCUGCAAACUCUACAAGCAUUUCACUUCUUUCAUUCUGCUCUCCAAGUGCGUACCUCCCUGCAACAUGGCUGCAGCCAUGAUCAUUCUCAACUUUGGCAUUGAAGUCUCCCAUUAAAAACACAAGGUUGUUGUUUUUUGGGCAGCUCAUCACUUCUUCUACAUAGGUCAUUGUAGAAGUUGUUGAUUUCCGCUGUACUGCUUUCCACUGUUGGCGCAUAAACUUGAAUUAUCAUCAUUGGUUUUGGCUUGACCUCCAAUCUCACAAGUAGUAGGUAUCCUCUAUUCGGGGUGAUGUGUUGAAAAGUGUACUUUUUAAAAUGUCGAAAAAUAUUUUGUAAUAUGUAAAUCCAAAUUCGUCAAACGACCAGGCCCCUGCUCAUGGCACAAUUUCACAGAGUCAAAAAAAUGAACCCGAGUGGAUGAAACUUCCUUGUUGUUUUUGUGGCAGUAUUGUGAGUGAUUUGGAAUAGUAGGAGAAAAGUCAACUUUUACUAUGUAGAGGCUUCAGAUCGGUCUGAAAAUGGUUGCAAUCGAUUGAGAGGAUCGAUUUCGGGGAAUAGACUCAGUUUUGAGCAAUUUGUAGCAAAAAUUAAUUUUGAACGUUGAAUCUAAUAAACAGAAAUUCAGUUUAAAGAUCUUGAAA